AUGGACUCUGGAAGUCUCACUCAGAUGCACGCUCCUUUUAACCAGGCCCCCGGCAUGGGCAUGCCCUCGGGUCUCGCGUCGCGUCGCGGUGGUGCGCAGAACAUCAAGCCGCUGUCCUUUGACGCGCUGAAGUCGGCCUCCGGCGUUGACAAUGGUCUGCCCACUCCCCGCACUGCGCGCUCUCACCUGUUGGCCGGUCUGCGUACCGCCCCCAAGUCGGCUACUGUCUCGUCCUUUUCGACCCUUCCCUCCUCCCCCACGACUGCGGCCCCACAGGGCCGGAACCGCAACUCUAUGAUAGGCGGCGGCGGCGGCCUGUACGACGCGACCAACCUGUACAACAACCCUCCCAAGACAUCUCUGCCGCGCUUCGCCUCCCAGCAGCCGCAGUUGCAGCCCCAGGCCCAGGCCUACAACCCCAUGAUGGGCUUUGCCCAGCAGUACACUACUGAUCAGGUGCUGGCGCCCCCGCAGAUCAACCUCGACGAUGCUGCCCGUGAGGGCACCAUCGACCCCGCCCUUCAUGCCCAGCUGCUCUACACCAACGCGUACCUGACGGAGCAGCAACAGCGCCUCCAGCAGCAACUGCGUGCUCUCCAGGAGGCCGCUCAACAGUUCCAAAACAUGAACCUAAACGGCCAGUCCCAGAUGAUGCAGCAGCAGAUGUACCCGUCGGUCUACCAGCAGCAGCUCCAGAACACCCAGGCCAUGAUGGCUCCCACUGCUCCUCACCAGGCUAACAUGUACGGCGUCUACAAUCCUGCCGCUAGCCAGCAGUCGCUGUACAUGGACCAGACCACCCAGAGCCAGCUGAACGCUCAGCUGACGGCUCAACUCAAUGCCCAGCUUCAUGCUCAGCUGAACGCCCAGAUCCAGGCUAACCAGGCUCAACUCGUCAGCGCUUAUGCUGCUCUUCAGCAGCAGCAACAGCAGGCGCAGCAGGCGCAGCAGGCGCAACAGCAGCAGGCUCAGCAGGCCGCCAUUGGCACUCCUCGCGUCCAAGUUUCUCCUCCACCCGCGAGUGCCAACAAUAACCGGCCCGGUUUCCGCGUCCCAACCCCUCCUCGUUGCUUCGAUUCUCCGUCCGAGUCCGCUAGCAAUUUGACUCAGCAGAACGCUGCCCGUCGCCCUGGCCAUAAGAAGACCCCCUUGGGUGGCAAGACCCAGCUGAUGAUUUCGGUCAAUGAUGAGCCGCUCAAGUCGGCCGCUCCCAAGACUGCCGUCUUCCCGCUGACCCCGAUGACCUCGAGCUACGGUCCUGGCCAGGCCCGUGCUGGCGAGCACCCGAUUCGUCAGCCUCGCAACCCGCCGUCUCUGGACGAGCUGCGGUCGAAGCCGACCGCCAAACACGAGGGCAGCAAAAACUUUGUUGCCCGCACCCGUCGCUCGGCUGUGCAUAACCUUGUCCGCGCUGGCCUCGAGCGCCGUAAGGAGGCCCGCAGCUCUGGCUCCGGUAGCACCAGUCCGACCUCCGAGACCACCGAGGAGGCGAUCCAGACCCCCCUCACCGACAACGACAGCGACUCGGUGCGCAGCGGUUCCGGCAGCCUGAUCGACCGCGACGACUGCAUGUUGCCGCCGAGCACCCGCUCCAGCACCAGCAGCUGGGGAGCCAUCGGCUCAGAUCGGCCUAGCUCCCGUCAGAAGGCUGAGCGCAAGAAUAGCGCGGAGAAUGUGAGUCUGACGCCAGAUAAUGAGGGCUCUCGCGAGCAAGCUGAGAGUUUUGCUGCGCUGUUAAAGAAUCGCGGCGGCAGUGACAAGGCUGGUGCUGGUGCUGGUGUGGAGGGCCAGCGCAAGGCGCCUAGGCUUGUGCUUACUAGCGCUGAGAAGAGGAAGGCGGCUGCUGCCGCUGCUGGGGCUGUCUAA
Molecule: messenger RNA, 1866 nt
Organism: Thermochaetoides thermophila DSM 1495
Lineage: Eukaryota; Fungi; Ascomycota; Sordariomycetes; Sordariales; Chaetomiaceae
Exons: 1
Coding region: 1-1866 (621 amino acids)
Source: RefSeq, a predicted model, not a curated record